GCCUCCAGUGCACGUGCCGACGUUCUUUUUGCGCCCACAAAGCGUCUGACGCUCCGAGUUCGCGCACGAACAAGACAUCGCUUUCGGUCCAUCCUCGUUUCUCCAGCAGCCAACGCUGAUGUCCGACUACGACGACGACUCCGACACUGGGUUCCCACCUGAGGCGCCAACGGAGCCCCAGUCCGACGCCAGUGAGGGCGUCGAAGUCACGACCUUGCAAAUCGACUCGACCAUCAUCUGGGAGGGGGAACUGGUCUUCGAGCAGGCAGGAUACGCGGAUGCGUUCGCCAACCUGGUCGCCGAGACGGUCCGGGAGAUGGGCAGCCCUCGUCGGCUGUCGGCCAGCGAGCAAAGUGAUGACGACAGCUACGACGAGGACGACGACGAGGUGAAGGAGGACGAGGAUCCCCUUGACGCCAUCUCGCGCAAUGACGAGACCAUCCGCCGUCUCGAGGAGCUGGUGGAGCAGGGAGAGAUGAUGAUGGCGGAGCUGCAGACUGCCGUCGUCGAUUUGCUGGUCGCUGCCCGCAGGCCGCGGCUGACUGCGCGCCGUCGCUUGGGGUCCCGCCGUGCCCCGUAGCGUCACCGCCGGCGUCAGCGCCACCUGCGUGGCUGGGCUUGCUCGUCCUCUGCUCGUCUGGGCUUGCACCAAUAAAAUCACCGCGUUGGG
Dermacentor silvarum is the source of this 670-nucleotide messenger RNA. RefSeq lists its product as uncharacterized. NCBI's taxonomy places the organism in Eukaryota, Metazoa, Arthropoda, Arachnida, Ixodida, Ixodidae. The record is from RefSeq and is a predicted model, not a curated record. The transcript is spliced from 4 exons. Bases 119 to 580 code for a protein of 153 amino acids.